Molecule: messenger RNA, 1669 nt
Organism: Hydractinia symbiolongicarpus
Lineage: Eukaryota; Metazoa; Cnidaria; Hydrozoa; Anthoathecata; Hydractiniidae
Exons: 7
Coding region: 204-1529 (441 amino acids)
Source: RefSeq, a predicted model, not a curated record
GGUGAAAAAAGAGAAAACCACAACUGUGGCAUCCUUCGUUAGUAAAUGAUGCUGAGUUUGCACGUCUGCUUUAAGAAUAUUAAGCGAGAACACAGUUCUUUUAUCAAGCAGUUAUUAAGUACAAAAUAAAAGGAAAAAAUGUUAUUGAUUGCCAGGAGCACAAGAAUCGAUUAACAUACGAGAUUGAGGAAAAAGUUCAAGAUAUGUUUGCCAAUAGACAAAAUGUUAACAGGGGACCAUCUCCAAUUCCACCUUCAUAUCAGCGUGACCUGCACCCAAGAUUAAAUUCUAAGCUGCAAAAAGAGAUCCAAGCACGCAUACAAUUACCUGUUAAGCCUCCUCCCUUACCUGAAAGAAUUAACUGUCAAUCAAAAUAUAAGCAACACGCCAAAAAACAAUCUUUAAUAAGUAAACCACGAUAUGCACCGGAACCCAACAUUCCAAGAAGAGGUUCUACCGAAAGACAUACCAGCAAAGCGCUACCACCUUUACCUACGAGUCAACAACCUACAUCACAAGAAGUUAGUAAUAGUUGUGAGAAGAAACCUAAGCAAUACAGGCUUGUUUCUACCUCACCAUUGGCAGAACUUUUAAACAUAGAAAGUAACAAUUUCUAUCCUCAACAAGAUUUGCCAGAAGGACCACGCAACUUAGGUGUUCAACCUUUUCAAAACAAUAAUAGAAGACUAAACCGCCCGCCAGUGGAGAUACCUGUCGACGCGUCACACGACAAAACUGGCUUCACGGCACAGAGAUAUCUAAAUAUAGAAGAAGAUUCCAAGAUUCAUACACACAGACCAGGGUAUAACGUGCUAAAUCAAGAGUAUAGACCUGACCCUCCCUCAGCUCAGAAACCUAACUUUCGCAUUCAGGAAUCACGCACAAACAGCAUGGAACAACGACCUAUCGUUGAAACUCCAUGGAAUUCAAGGCAGACACAGUUCUCCUUACCAGAUUCAAGCAGCAGUUCGGAGUACGUUUAUGAAGAAAUAGAUAACGAUUACGACGACAUGGUAGACGUAGAUAGUCUUCCAUCAAAGUUUCCCGCAAAACUUAAAGACACCAAGGAACAAAUUAUUAAGAUUAAAAAAUUUACAUUGGAUGGUGUUCGAAAAAUUCUACACACGUUGUCACCUACAAAAGAAUCAGCUUCAUGUAAUUCAACCUGUGAUUGUCGAAUGGAGGAAUACACACAAGUAAAAGGAUGUAUUCCACAGUCUGAAGCCACUGUACUUAAUAAUUAUUCUUGGUACAAAGGAAAAAUGAAACGUAGUGAGGCUGAAAAUAUAUUACGAAAAAAACAAGAGGAAGGUUCAUUUGUCGUGCGAGAUUCUGAUAAUCAUCCGUAUACAUUGCACGUAUAUCAUAAAGGCGAUGUUCGGUCUUUUAGAAUAAUAACGAUACCAAAUGCUUCUUAUAGUCUUGAUGGGUUCGAUUUGCAUACUUUUCUCUCCGUUCCAGAGCUGAUUACCUUUUAUCGACGGAAUGCUAUUUUGUUAAGUGAGUCACAGGUACUUCUAGCACUGUAAAUUUUAAAAGAGCUUGCUCAAUUGUACAACACAAAACAAGAAGGACAUGUUGAUUAUUGUAUAUUUUUAAAUAAAAUAUUUAUUACUUUAUUGCGUUAUUAACGUGUAAAUAAUAAAUAAAUAAAUAAAACGUGACUGAA